GCUGUCGGUAUAUACGGGUCGCGCCAUACUUCCAUAAUAUGAUUUCAAUAAAAACAGAAUUACAAACAACACAAAUAAAGUGAAAAAUGAUAAAUAUAUAAUCGGAAUAAUAAACACAAAAUACAAUAAUCACAGACAGAUUCUGUAAAUAAUAUAGAAUUUAAGUGUUCAAAAAUGGCUACAAAUAUUGCAAGUACCUUGGCUACGGCAGCGGAAAUUAUACCAAAAAGUUUUACCUUUGGUAUCAUCGAUUAUAUUUUGUUCGUAUUGAUGUUGUGUGUAUCGGCCGAUAUCGGUGUUUACUUUGGUUUCUUUUCGAAAUCAAAAAAUACUACAGAUGAAUAUUUAAUGGGCAGUAAAAAAAUGAAAACUAUACCCGUUGCAAUAUCAUUAAUAGCAAGUCAACUUUCCGCAAUUGCAAUUAUGUCGGUUCCCGCCGAAAAUUACUCAUUUGGUUUUACAUAUUUUUUUAUCGUGUUGUCCUUAAUCCCAGUAGUUCCGAUCUUGAAUUAUAUCAUUGUUCCAGUAUUCUACAACAAUAACAUAUCAAAUUGUUAUGAGUAUUUAAAAUUGCGUUUCAAUAAGAGCACACGGCAAUUGGUAACCGCAUCUUUCGUUUUGAACGCCUGCCUCAUGUUACCCGUCUAUAUAUUUGUACCGGCUUUAGCAUUUUCUCAAGUAACGGGCAUAAAUAUCCACAUAAUAUGUUCAAUUUGUAUGUUCUAUACCAUGUUGGGUGGUAUUAAAGCUGUUGUUUGGACUGAUGUAGUACAAGCUGGCAUUAUGCUUUCUUCGGUGAUAUGAGUGGCUGUUUUGGGUACUCUUAAAGUGGGUGGUCUAAACAAGGUUCUGGAAUAUGCUGAUGAGGGUGGACGUCUGGAUUUUAACUUUUCAAUGGAUCCCCGUGUACGUUCGACCUUUUGGAAUCUGUUUAGUGGUGGCAUAUUUGUAUGGACGGGUCAUAUUGGACUACAUCAGAGUUGUGUUCAAAGAAUUGUAUCUUUGCCUUCAUUGCAACAUGCUAAAAAAGCUUUACUUAUAGUGGGUAUUGGAGUUUUCACUAUAAUGAGUUUCAACUCUUUCAUAGGACUGGUCAUGUUUGCUCGUUAUUUUGGUUGUGAUCCCAUCUUAGGUGGUAUCGUUGAAAAGGCGGACAAAAUGAUGCCUUUCUUUGUGCAAGAUGUUAUGGGCCAUUUGUUGGGCAUGCCUGGUAUUUUAAUUUCUUGUGUUUUUAGUGCUGCCUUAAGUACCAUGUCGGCCAUGUUGAAUUCUUUAGCCGGAGUAGUAUAUUUCGAUUACAUCAAGCCCUUUAUUAGGCAUACAGAUGCUCGGGCCAAUAAUAUCAUGAAAAUAUUUGUGGAGGCCAUGGGUUGCUAUUGUAUAUUGGGCGGUUUUGUGGUGGAAAAAUUUACAUCAAUUUUACAAAGUAUUAUUACAAUAACGGGCAUUAAUACAGGAGCAAUAGUGGGGGUAUUUCUGUUGGGCAUGUUUGUGCCCAGAGUUAGUGGCAAGGUGGCUUUCCUUUCAAUAGCGUUGGUGUCAUGUUAUGGAUCAUUAUCCAUGCCCAAAUGCGUUUUAAGUCAGGUUAUAUAAAAUACGAAGCCCUGCCCACCUCUUUGGAGCGCUGUGAAGCACUCAACCUGCAUGAAAUGCUGCAAAAAAAUAACAAAAGUGCCUGUCUCACUGGCCACUACCGAGGAGCCUCUUGUCACCGGCACUUUAGUUAGUAAUCGUGAUUUUCUAUUUACGAAGUAUCCUUUUAUUGGUAUAAUCUGAUGGGUGUCGUUUUGGUAUGGCUUUCGGCUAUACCUAUGAGUUAUAUUUGGAAACGUGUUAAGGAGGAUAAAAUGAAUCCCAAACUGUAUUCUCCCUUCGUUAAGAGUUUUCUAAAUCAACCUGCUGUCGAAAAGG
This is a messenger RNA of Lucilia sericata (common green bottle fly), 1911 nucleotides long. RefSeq names its product sodium-coupled monocarboxylate transporter 2-like. Gene Ontology annotation, molecular function: symporter activity. The transcript is spliced from 10 exons. The record is from RefSeq and is a predicted model, not a curated record. Lineage: Eukaryota; Metazoa; Arthropoda; Insecta; Diptera; Calliphoridae. Gene Ontology annotation, cellular component: membrane. Gene Ontology annotation, biological process: sodium ion transport; transmembrane transport.